UUUUGAUUUUGAAAUUCCAUUUUUUUUUUCGCAUUGAGAGGUCAUUAUUAAGCAACCCAAGAGGUGAGCGAGACCCCCUUCGUUCAAACGCCGCGGCUCCUUUUGCACGGAGAGAGACGGAAAGAGUGAUUUUUUCUGGGCUGAGCUAGAGCGUUUGGGACCAUGGGGCUCACGUUCACGAAGCUGUUUAGCCGGCUCUUUGCCAAGAAGGAGAUGAGAAUUCUGAUGGUGGGUCUGGAUGCUGCUGGUAAGACCACCAUCUUGUACAAGCUUAAGCUCGGAGAAAUCGUCACCACGAUCCCCACGAUUGGAUUUAACGUAGAGACAGUCGAAUACAAGAACAUCAGCUUCACAGUUUGGGAUGUUGGGGGCCAGGACAAGAUUCGUCCAUUGUGGAGGCACUACUUCCAGAACACGCAAGGUUUAAUUUUUGUUGUGGAUAGUAAUGAUAGGGAUCGAGUUGUUGAGGCGAGAGAUGAGUUGCAUAGGAUGCUGAAUGAGGAUGAACUGAGAGAUGCUGUUUUGCUCGUGUUUGCGAACAAACAAGAUCUUCCUAAUGCAAUGAAUGCAGCUGAAAUAACUGACAAGCUUGGUCUUCACUCGCUCCGUCAACGCCACUGGUACAUCCAGAGCACCUGUGCAACAUCUGGAGAAGGCCUUUACGAGGGUUGGAUUGGCUUUCCAACAAUAUUGCCAGCAAGGCUUGAGAUCUCUGAGGAUUUUGACUGGCUUCGCGACGGGCACCGAAUUAUGUUUGGUCUGAAAGGGUUUUAGUCUUUGUUUUUUGUCGAUAUACUGUUGUAAAAGCUCAAAUGGUUUGCUAGAGCUUUAUCUGUGUAAUGUGACAUGGGAUUGCAUAACUGCUGUUUUUGGCUAAAUACAUUUAAGCGGUACAAAUGGCUCUUAAGGACCUUUUUAAA
Messenger RNA from Rhodamnia argentea, 920 nucleotides. Its product is annotated as ADP-ribosylation factor. NCBI's taxonomy places the organism in Eukaryota, Viridiplantae, Streptophyta, Magnoliopsida, Myrtales, Myrtaceae. Gene Ontology annotation, cellular component: cytoplasm. Gene Ontology annotation, biological process: vesicle-mediated transport; intracellular protein transport. The record is from RefSeq and is a predicted model, not a curated record. Gene Ontology annotation, molecular function: GTP binding; GTPase activity.